Molecule: messenger RNA, 1314 nt
Organism: Entamoeba invadens IP1
Lineage: Eukaryota; Evosea; Mastigamoebida; Endamoebidae
Exons: 3
Coding region: 1-1314 (437 amino acids)
Biological process (GO): signal transduction
Molecular function (GO): GTPase activator activity
Source: RefSeq, a predicted model, not a curated record
AUGGACACAAAGAAUUUGAUUUCUUUGUAUAACAAAAACCUGUACAGUAAUAUCAUCGAACUUGCACAGAAAGCGUCUGCUAUAGGCACCAUUUUGAAAACAGUUGAAAACACGUUUUUAGAGCUUGAGAAUACAUUGGAGGGGUUUUUAGAACAGUUUCCAACGAACGACACACCGGGGUCAUUUGUCUCACUUGUCACAUUAAGUUUGAAUGCAAACAUUGCAGUAAGGUCCCAAUUUACAAUUUUGUCAGACAAGUAUCGGAAAUUCAGUGAAAAACUGAAAAACCCAUGGGACUGGGAGGAGUUGAUCAGUUCCUUUGAUAAGAUCAAAACGCAACAACUCCAUUCCAUAUUCAACAUCCAUGCAUAUCGAUGUUUGGAGGAGUUUUUGCGUGUGAUUAAAACGUUUGGGGAGAGCGAUGACAUCAAAGUGUUAUUAGACGACGCAAAAAUAAGACCAUUCACAUCGUCUGCCGAUCGACUAGUCAAUGAAAGGAAACGGUUACUUAACGUCGAGUACAUGUUACCCGUCACCGAUUUGGUGAAGUUUGAAGAACGCCCCCCGACACUGCUUCCCCUCUAUUUUGAGAAAAUCAUGUAUAAAAUGUACUUUGAGAAAGGAGAUAUGGAAGGCGCGUUUCGACAAUGUGCUGGCAAAGAUGAGAUGGAGCAAUAUAUGCAAUACUUUGGUGUUGUCGAUUGUCGUCUUAUGGAUCACGUCUUGAUCGCUGCUAUACUCAAAAAGUACUUAAGAGAGGCACCAAGUCCUGUUUGGCCGAUUUCGUUGUACGACCAACUUGUCGAAAUGACGGGCCAAACCGGGACAAAUUUGGCGAUGUGGAAAAUGAAGUUUCGCGCGUUAUACAAUUCGGUGCCUACAGAAAACAAAACGUUUUUGGAACAUUUUGUUGCGUUGUGUUUGCAAAUUUGUAAAAAUCCAACUAGCAAAAUGUCUCCCAAAAAUUUGGCCAUUUGCACAGCUCCCGGCUUAAUAAGAAACAAACCUAUGAACGGCGAUUACAUCGAAACACCACAUCAACACGUGUUUGUAGCGUUCACAAACAUGUUAGUCUGUGCUAAUGACAUCUUCCCCCAAAUCAGUAUGAAGUUCAUUGAAAGUCGACUUGAAGAAGUGCUUAACCCGCCAAGUGUAUUCAAAGACAUCUUUGAAGCGCGGUCGGGGAGAAUUGUGAGAAACACACCGCCGAUCCGAACCAAUUCUGCAAAUAGGCGAUUGGCUCACCAACGCUUCAAACCACUUCCCCCCAAGCCAAACAGACUCUCCAGUCUCUCUGAUGAUUCCCAAGUGUGA